Messenger RNA from Anopheles maculipalpis, 3878 nucleotides. RefSeq lists its product as uncharacterized. The record is from RefSeq and is a predicted model, not a curated record. Gene Ontology annotation, cellular component: nucleus. NCBI's taxonomy places the organism in Eukaryota, Metazoa, Arthropoda, Insecta, Diptera, Culicidae. Gene Ontology annotation, molecular function: DNA-binding transcription activator activity, RNA polymerase II-specific; RNA polymerase II cis-regulatory region sequence-specific DNA binding. Gene Ontology annotation, biological process: regulation of transcription by RNA polymerase II. The coding region runs from base 1 to 3867 and encodes 1288 amino acids. The transcript has 4 exons.
AUGGAAGAAACUCACGAUGUACAGUAUGCUCGGUUGCGGGAGGAGGUAAAUAAGGAGCUGCUGAAAGCAAUUACUCUAUUAAAGCUAGUGAGAGAUACAGAGUUUCGUAAUGAAGCAGAGAAUCAGCUAGCGAAGCUUAAACAUGUGAUGAUUGAAGAUAAAAGAUUAAGAAUUUCUACUUUGGAAGAGUUUAAAAAGAUCAUCGGAAAGGGAGUGCAAAAAACUGUAUCCAAAUUGGUGCUCGAAAAUCCAAAUCAAAGGAUAAAUAAUGGAAUUUACGGGUCAAAUACACUAUACAAUUUGCCGGACUCGGACUAUUCACCCUCCAAUGAUCGAUUUGCUACCAAUCCGGAGCAAAGACUAGCGUUAAAAUAUCCUAGGAAGAAAAUUUGCAAGUCAAACUAUGACAGUAAUUGCUACAUUUCUGGAGAAAUGUCAGAUCAGCCACAACAUUCACUAUUCAAGCGAAGACAUGAGCUGAUUGCCCCACCGCCACAGCCAACAACAUAUGGUGAAUAUAAAAGGAUGUCACAAUAUCAAAAUUAUAUGAGAAACCAAAACAUGCUGCAAGCAGCAACAUUUACCAGACUCCCUUUAAAUGAAUAUAAGCCAUCUAUUACAUCGAAACGGGUUGCCAACAGCGACCAAAUUUCAACUUCCACUGAAAGAGAUUCCACUUCUACAGCUAUUACUGACAAAUUGUGCAACAGUAACGAUAUGAUAAGUGAGCAUACUCAAACUAACAGCAGCAAUACUGUUGAACGCGUCUGGUCCGAAACAACUACUAAAAAUAACCUACAAAAAAGUGAUAACGAUGGUGAAGCGUCAGCCACUAGCGAAAGUGUCAGUGAAGUCUCAGCGACAGCCACAGCAAAAACUGUAAAGUAUCAAAAUAUAAAUAAAGAUUCAGUGACAGCUGCGACAACCAGCCAGAAACAAAGUAUUCAUAAAAGCUUAGAGCAAGAUACUGCAACCAGUAAUGCUAAUAUUGAUAACAUUACUGCAAAUGCUGAGUCCAAGUCAAAGCCACCCAAACCCAAGAGUAAAGGGAAUCAUCGCGAACUGCAUAAUUUACUUUCAUAUACAACGGAAAUUUUCCCAAAGUUGAUUGCUAAUAGAAGAAAAAGUGUCACUGUAGAGGAGGAAAUCAAUAUGCAGCUUUUACGGAAAUUUGGUAUUACUAAAAGAGUGCAAAUCGUAUUAGAACGAGCCGAUGUGCGCCCGCUUGUCUCGGACCAUGAUGCCCCUGGACAAAUUGCACAACGAACACGAAGCAAAUCAAUCGAUUCGAGGAAGUGUCUGGAAAGUUUAGAUGCAAGACCUAGGCAACCCGAACCAGUUCCAAAGAAAAUAAAUCAUCGCCGAGAAUCAAAAGCGCAUGAUGCGAAGGCAUUUAAACCAGCAGUACAAAAUCAUAAAAUUUCUCAUCGCCGAGAAUCUAAAUCACUGGAAAUGAAGCAGGAACCGACAGCAGUACCUAGUUUCAAAGUACCGAAACAAACUGCACGUAAAUCGUUAUCCAACUCACAGAAAAUUGUAGCUCCUGCAGUACCCUGUAGCAAAAAAGGAGAGAAGAUUCAAAAAGCGAUUGAAAACGUUUCUAACGAAAAGGAAAUGAAAUCAACUAAAGCGAAUAUCGUGUCACGAAAAAGGGAAAGGAGUCCCUCGAGCCCCACACCACCGAAGAGAUUGUGUUCUACAACAAAGGAUUCGAAGAUUUUUCAUACAGCGGAUACAUUGCGCAAAGUAGGUGAAGAAUCGGACGAAGAGGAAACGACUAGAGUACUGCCAAGCUCGGACUUGAUUUGCGAUCCAAAGCCAAACAAUGAUCCGGAGGUACAUUGCCGCAGUGACUACAUGGAGAAAUGUUGUCUUUGUUCGUACAACGGCGAACUGAUGGUUCAUCACUAUGUAUAUAAUCAUCCAAAGAAGGCUGUGUAUGUUAGCCGUGUUGCUCCCGACCAAGCCCAGCUAAUAAAAGCAGAUCCGCUCGGCAUUAGUGGCCGAAAGGCAAUUUCACGGUAUGGAGAUCAGGAGAUCAUAGUGUUCCGAUGCCAUUUUUGUGACCUACGGUUGAGUGAAUCGCAAGAGUUGUGGCUCGAUCACAUUUCAAAGCAUACUGGCGAAUACCGGUACAAAUGUAAGCUGUGUCCCACUUUUGCACGGUUGCCUGUGGAUAGAGUGCCGCAUCAUUCGAUUUGUACCAGUCCUUCCAUGCAGCUGUGGCAUACGUACGCAUUCCAGGAGAAUCACUUGUACGCAUACCUGUGCAAUGUUUGCAACUUUGUGCAGGUUUUAUCGGUUAAUAUAUUGCGACAUAUCCGGGAAGACCAUCCAGAGGCUGCUCCGAGUGAAAUAGGUUACACCAAAUUUAGCUUGGUGAACUUCAGCCUUCAAGAUGACGAAGCUGAUCUGCCCUAUGGAUCUGUAAAGUUAGAACCAAUCUUGGAUGAUACGAAUAUUAUCCCACCAGAAUAUAUUAAGGAAGAAGUGGACCUCACGCCUGCAGAGGAUUGCCAGACUGACCCGUUACAAGACGUCGAACAGGAGCAGCAGAUUUUCGUACAGCCAGAAACGGUUUUUAUAAAACAAGAAAAUCCUGAAGAAUGUAUCGAUGAAUGCGAAGAAAGCAUUGCCGAAAAUGAAAAUGAUGUUCUGACAACUAUUCAGGCUAGUGUACCUCAAGUCGCUGAUGGUUUGCUUUCUACACGAGUUCGUGUGAAGCGACUUCCGGGUGAUACACUGUCGGCAGACAUAGAAGCCAAUGAACCUGUUAAAGUUUUAAAGGUUACACUUCCAGUGAAUCGUUCAUCCCCUCUCCGAAUAAACGACAAUCGGGUGAAUCGCAUAUCCGAAGUUACACUAUCCACAAGGACAGAGGACAAUACACUAAAAGAUAGUGUUACGAGAAAUGCAAAUCAAGUGAAUCACUCACCCAUUUCCCAAAUUACUCACUAUCAACUUCAGCGAAGUGCAGUGCCGAGUUCAAAAAGUGUAUGUUCCAGCAAUGGGCAACAUCAGCUCGCUCCGGUACCGUCUAUGGUAGUUCUUAAGCCUUGGUGUAAAAACAGUGAUGGUUAUAGUGCGACGCUACCAUCGAGCAAAUUAACUCUACCCUUCUUGAUCGCGACCUUCAAAUGUACUACAUCUGGCUGUGGAUUUUACAGCGACAAAAAGCAAAUCAUAACUAUACAUUUGCAAAAUCACCAAGAAACGGCUAGAAUGCAUCCGAUACAACGCGGAACUCCAUGGUUGGAAUGCUGCUAUUGUAGUCAUGUUGGAACGACCAUAUUUUGUCUACUGGAACACAUUGAAACCGUGCACAGGUACUGCGCUUAUCAGUGUGAUCGGUGUUGCUAUCGCAGCCGGGAUUCUAGCAAUGUCAGGGUACACCAGAGAAAUCAUCACGCGGUACACGAUGCCGAAGCCAAAAUUUUAUACAUACCCGAUCGACACAAGGCAUUCGAGCCGAUAGACAAUGACAUCAUUGGGAACGAGCUACGAUCCAACGUGAUGGGCUUAAAAUGUUCAAUUUGUCCUUCAAAGAAAUUCUAUGAUUUGAACAUGUAUCGUAAGCACAUAAUAUCCCAUAAUAUGAGUUACAUGGCUUGCCACGUUUGCGAAGAUCUUAUGCCUCCAAGAGACUUAAUCAAUCACAUCCAUUCGCACGAGAUCCACAUGUUUCAAUGCGUCUAUUGUGCUUUUGGUACUGGUGAUAUGCGAAUCAUCAAGAAGCAUGUGGCGGACAUACAUCCUGAAAGAUUAUUAUGCCUUCAUGUGAGAACUUCAAAGCCCAAUGUUCCAUCAUUCAUCCGAGUGCAAGAGAAGAUAAGUCCAGAUCGUUUUAUAAAUUUUACGAAAAGCUAAGAUUUAUUUUA